This is a messenger RNA of Melanaphis sacchari, 891 nucleotides long. RefSeq lists its product as uncharacterized. NCBI's taxonomy places the organism in Eukaryota, Metazoa, Arthropoda, Insecta, Hemiptera, Aphididae. The record is from RefSeq and is a predicted model, not a curated record. The annotation marks the transcript as partial. The transcript has 3 exons.
UUACCUAUUACUCAGGGAAAUAAAACUGACGAUUGUCGAUGCUACGGCAAUCUACCCAAACCGAUCGCUGAACCCUCCAAAGUCACGCGUCCUACACCUUGUUGUCCGUGUCCGUGUCCCGCUGAAAAAUGUAAAGUAACUUUACAAACCGUACAAAAGUUGGUCGAGGCAGAAAACAAAGAUAUUGAGCUGUCUGAACUUUUGGGUGGAAUCACGAUACUAGAUGAACGAAGACCAAAAAAGAAAAUAAUCGACAUGUACGACGCCACGUCCAAAGAAAACCGAGAGGACACCGAAAACAACGUUGAUCCGCAAUAUUUAGCGUAUAUAAUGAAAUCAAUCGAAAACGGGCUAAGCAUGAAGACUGAUCCGAUCAAAGUAUACGAACACCUUUUUUCUAGAGGUAAUCUCGAGGCUCCUCUCGUAGCACUCGGUCCUACAGCAGCAAUAUCAACAGAAGAUAUGGUCGUACCUUUGUCACCUCCGACCGUCGUCAACGUGAAGGAUCCGGAAAUGGAAACGGGCUCACGCUUGGACAGUAUUAUUCCCAGGCUGAAUGUUGCCGUGGCGGAAGCGGCGGCAAUAGAUAAUGUUGACGAUUUGCAGGUAUUGCUUGGUGGGAGUUUUCCAGACAAACAGGCGUCCAUGACCGACGAUCAAGAGGCCCCCCGCGACAUGUUGUUGGAAACUCGAGAGCCUUAUCAAUCGGCGGCUGUGCUUAGGGGGUCUACGCCUCCCAAUUGGUUCCCAGGCUACAACGUGGCUCUUCCAAACACCGCACACCCUGCUUUGGAAACCGACCCAGAGACCAUUUUGGACGAAGCCUGGUUUCACAGUCAACCUUUGUCAUUAAAAUUAGAAGAAAAGGGCGCUAAGCUCAUUGGGUCUUAG